CUUCACAAAGAAGAUUUUUCAUUCGUCCAGUUUCCCAGAAAAAUUGAAAAAUUUAUCUAAUUGUUCUUAGUAUCUAAAAGUCACGAUGAGUAAAAAGCUUGAUAUAACAAAGGAAGAUUUGUAUGGGAUCCUUGAUGUGGAUGAAACAGCUACAGAAAAAGAAAUUACAAAGUCCUACAGAAAGCAAGCUUUGAAAUGCCAUCCUGACAAGAAUCCAGAUAAUCCAAAAGCAGCUGAACUGUUCCACAAACUGACUCAGGCUCUUGACAUCCUCACCGAUGCUGCUGCAAAGGCAGCCUAUGAUAAAAUACUCAAAGCCAAAAAAGCUGCAUUACUACGCCAGAAACAUUACGACUCUAAAAGAAAAAAGUUCAAAGAAGAUCUAGAGGCAAGAGAGAGGGCAGCUGGUGAACAGAAGGUAGAUUCUGCUGCUGAUGCUAGAAAACUACAGGCAGAGAUUGAGAGGUUACGUAAAGAUGGCAACAGAAUAUUACAAGAGACACAGGAACAAUUACGUAAAGAUUUAGAGGAGAAGUUGAAUAAAGCAGCUGAUGAUGGUGAUGAUGAUGAUGAUGACUGUAGCACCGUAAAAAUUAAGGCUAAGUGGAAAAUAAGGAAAGGUGAGAAUAGAGAUGAGGGCUACACUAAACAAGAGUUAGAAGACAUAUUUUCUAAGUAUGGUGAAGUGUUGAAUCUAGUUGUAUCAGUGAAGAAAUCAGGAACUGCCAUUGUAGAAUAUUCAUCGCCUUAUACAGCUGACCUUGCAGUAAGGAAUGUAAAAGGAAAGGAAGAUUUUCCACUAACAUUGUCUUGGUUGUCAGGGCAACCACCAGAAGAAAGGCUUGGUAACCAUAAUAACGAGGCAACAGAUGGGGGACAAAAAUUUGCCUCAAAUACAAGUGUUCCUACAUUCUCAACUCCAUCUCAGCCUUACCAAUUCAAUGGCCCAGCAUCUAGUGAUAAUAAAGACUUUGAAAGUGUUGUGUUAAUGAAGAUGAGACAAGCUGAAGAGAGGAAAAGAUUGAUAGAACAAAUGGAGAAAGAAGAUGAAGAAAAUGGCUGACACCUGUGAUUAUUAACCUGUGGACAUCUGAUAUAUUUUUAAAUCACUCAUUUAAACAUCUGACUCGUAUGAAGUGGUUUUCCUAUUCUCUUGCAAAUGAGAUGCUCCAUUGUAAUUGUAAAUCUAAGCUGAAUGUCCCAAGAUUUGUGAUUUCAUAUCUCAGCUGAAUGUCCCCAAGAUUUGUGAUUUUAUACCUGAGCAGAAUUUCACCAGGAUUUUUGAUUGUAUAUCUGAGUUGAAACUUGCAAGAUUUGUGAUUGAUAUCUAAGAUUUUUGUCAUCAAACUUUGUGAUUGUAUAAUCUAAGCUGAAUAUCGAGAAGAUUUGUGAUUGUAUAUUGUAGCUGAAAGUUAUGUGAUUGAUAAUAUCUAAAGUGAAUGUCACAAAGAUGAAAACUCUUCUUUUAUCCUUUAUUUUUUGUAAGUUUUAAAAAUAGAAUUCAAUUUGAAUCAAUGAAGUAUCAAAUAUUGUAUUCCUAGAAAUGUUCGCGGAUACAAUAUUUCGCGUUUUUCACAACGUCGGCAUUUUCGCGGAGACAAACUUUCGCGGAUAUGUAGUAACCGCGAAUUCCGCGAAUGUUAAGUCGCUACGGUCUAAAUUACAGCUUUUAGAGGCUACGUUUUUGAUGCAUAACCUUGCCUGUUGGGUGCUUUUAAUUAUUUUAUUUUUUUGACAAGUCGCGCCUAAAGCGCAACGUUACUCGAUUCAUUUUCAUCUAUUGACUAGUUGAACAAGGACGGUUGUUCCGUGAACACUUUCAUGUUUCCUUACCUUUUUUCAUUAUGUUAUUAAGUAAGAUUUAGUCAGACCCGUUAGCUUUUAUUCUCAUUUGAAUCCUAACUGACUUUAUCUUCAAAAUGUCGAUACUUUUUUUUACACAUUAUCGGACUGUACAUCGCUUUCAUUAUAACAACAUAACAGCUGUUUAUCAAUGUAGCACUUUAUCGCUUUUGUACUUUUAACAAAGGAUUACACCUACUCCAAGCAAAUAAAAUCCAAGUCAUUCAAUGUUCGCAAACUGUAAAUGCGUUUGUCAACGCUGUGACUAGCAAAUAACGUUAAUAAGCAUGAUAA
Ruditapes philippinarum (Manila clam) is the source of this 2136-nucleotide messenger RNA. RefSeq names its product dnaJ homolog subfamily C member 17-like. NCBI's taxonomy places the organism in Eukaryota, Metazoa, Mollusca, Bivalvia, Venerida, Veneridae. The record is from RefSeq and is a predicted model, not a curated record. Gene Ontology annotation, cellular component: spliceosomal complex. The coding region runs from base 86 to 1063 and encodes 325 amino acids. Gene Ontology annotation, biological process: spliceosomal complex disassembly. Gene Ontology annotation, molecular function: RNA binding. The transcript is spliced from 10 exons.